AUAGUCGAUGGGAUGUUGCUGUCGGAGAAACCAAAGUCGUACAAUGGGAAACAUGCAUAUACACCUUUACAAACCAAGCGCAUAACAUCCUCAACUUCUGUGAUACAGCUUGGGCCCAGAUUGGAGAUGGAAUAGCAUGGACCUGCGGGAGAUGGCUGGACGAUCCUGCGAAAGGAGGCAUCUGCACGAGGACCGAGUUCUAUGUCGAAGCCGUUCGAACACCCAAUAUGCCUGGGCCAAGCUAUACCCUUGUGCAUUCGACAGAUUCCGCCGUCAAUUUGAAUACCGGAAGUCAAACAUCGACUACAAGCGGGAGGACCACUUCUUCUACUACUACCUCCAGUUCCGUCUUCACCGAUAGCACCACCACCGCCACUCAGAGUCUCCCCUCCCUGAAUUUAUCAACCGUCUCUAUCGAAACCUUGUCGGAUAUUCCAACAAUAUCAAUAGCGCAAGGAAAUUCUACUGGUAACCUUUCUCCGGAUAUCGGUGACCAGACGAACGACCAAAGUGCCAAAAAACCUGAGACAGCGGCCAUCAUAGGCGGGGUCGUAGGCGGCAUUGCAUUUCUAGCACUUAUUGUAGCAUUUGUCCUCCUAUAUCGGCGCCUGAAAAGGCGUGAAAAAGCGUAUCAAAUGCAACACGGCUCCUCCGCAUUCCUUCCCCCUCCCAUGGGACGCAAUAGUCGCUCCACAGACCCGGCCUGGUCAAUAUCGUCGCAAAUGUAUCCAAUGGAAAAGAGAAGACCUCCGCCAGACUCGGAUAAUAACUCUGUGUAUCAGAUACCUGAUACCCCAUCACAAUCUGUCACACCUGCUGGGGUUACCCCAGAAGGUUCAGCCACAAACCCACGAUCGUCCAGCGACUACAUGACCUCAAAUAUACCGGAUACAGUUGCCCAAAAUACUCCAUCCCCCUCAGCACAACCCCAUCCUCGAUCCACGCAUGCUCUGAUAGCUGCUGCCGCCCCUCCUAACAUGUCUCAACAACAAAUUGACCAACUCGCUGCAAACUUUGUUUCAUUGGUCAGGGGAAGACAAGCAGACUAUGAGGAAGAUUUAGACGAUGACGAUGGUGUUCAAGAGUUGGCGGAGGUGUUGCUGGCUGGGGCCGAGGAAAUAGCCACUGAAAGCUUGGAUGUCGGCCUCUAG
Acaulospora colombiana is the source of this 1151-nucleotide messenger RNA. NCBI's taxonomy places the organism in Eukaryota, Fungi, Glomeromycota, Glomeromycetes, Diversisporales, Acaulosporaceae. The record is from the annotation of a GenBank genome assembly.